This is a messenger RNA of Chanos chanos (milkfish), 4761 nucleotides long. RefSeq names its product ADAM metallopeptidase with thrombospondin type 1 motif, 13 (gene adamts13). The transcript has 29 exons. NCBI's taxonomy places the organism in Eukaryota, Metazoa, Chordata, Actinopteri, Gonorynchiformes, Chanidae. Gene Ontology annotation, molecular function: metalloendopeptidase activity. Bases 71 to 4294 code for a protein of 1407 amino acids. Gene Ontology annotation, cellular component: extracellular matrix. The record is from RefSeq and is a predicted model, not a curated record. Gene Ontology annotation, biological process: extracellular matrix organization; proteolysis.
UUGGCUGGGAACUGUUUGAACUGCAGUAGAACAAAGACAGAGAGUCCAGUGAUACACACUAAUAAAAGACAUGACAGCGUUAGCGCUACUUGGUUUAUUGUCAUUCCUGACUGAAAUUGUGGCAUUAAGAUCUCCUUUGGACAGGAAUUUACUGGGGCCUCUGAUACAACAGGAUGCUUUGCCUUACUUUGACACUGUCUCCUCGAAAUCAGCCCCGCCCAGACACCGUCGCUCAGCUCAGAUGCCAGAGGUCACACACCUGGAACUGCUGGUCGUGGUAGGCCCUGAUGUGCACAGCGUUCACAGACAGGACACAGAGAAAUAUAUUCUCACUAACCUCAACAUUGCCUCAGAGCUCUUGAGAGAUGUGAGUCUUGGGGCGAAUUUGCGAAUCGACUUGGUCCGUAUGAUCAUCCUUACUGACCCAGAGCCUGAAAUCCAGAUCUCCAACAAUAUUUCCUCUUCGCUGAAGAGUGUGUGUGAAUGGGGUCAAAAAGUCAACCCUUCAGAUGAUGCAGACCCUUUACACGCAGAUCUUCUCCUUUACAUCACCAGAUUUGACCUGGCGCUGCCUGAUGGGAACAAGCUGGUGAGGGGCGUGACCAAACUGGGUGGGGUCUGUUCCAGCCAAUGGAGCUGCAUUAUCACAGAGGACACAGGAUUUGAUCUGGCCAUUACAAUUGCCCAUGAGAUUGGACAUAGUUUCAACAUGAGCCAUGAUGGUGUGGAUAACACAUGCGGCGGCAGUGGGUUUAUAAUGUCUUCAGACGGCGGUUAUAACAGCGUAGACCUCACAUGGUCCCAGUGCAGCAGAACAGAGCUGGAGAACUUUUUCAGCGCAGGUAAAGCUGAUUGUGUAAAGGACCUGCCUGUGCUUGAAGGCUCUCUGCAGGACUGGAAACCAGGUCUUUAUUAUGGGAUAGACGAUCAGUGUCGUAUCGCGUUUGGGAGCACAGCCAGGGCCUGCUCUUUUACCAACAACAACAUGGAAAUAUGUCGUGUGCUCUCCUGCCAUGUUGGCCCAGGGGACCAGAGCUCUUGCAGUCGUCUCUUGGUCCCUUUGCUAGACGGGACAGAAUGUGGUCCAAAUCAGUGGUGUCUGAAGGGGAACUGUGUUUCGCCAUCCAAACUGAGCUCCUCCAUUGUGGUGCAUGGUUCCUGGUCCCAGUGGUCGGAGUUCUCCCCCUGCUCCCGAACCUGCGGAGGGGGCAUCACCUACCGAAAGAGAGAAUGCAACAACCCUAGGCCUGCGUUCGGAGGGACAGAGUGUGUGGGGAAGGACACCGAGGCUGAACUUUGUCACCGACAGAGCUGUGAAAACACCCAGCUGGACUUCAUGGCCCAGCAGUGCUCCAAAACAGACAACCAGCCUCUCUAUCUAUCACCAGACAAAGCAUCAGUUUACUCCUGGAUUCCUGCAGUGGGCUACACUACAGGUGACAUGCAGUGUAAGCUGAUGUGUUUAUCUCGAGAGGAAGACUUCAUGGUGAGUCGCGGUCCACAGUUCACCGACGGGACCAGGUGUGAGCCUGACACAGCGGUUCAGGCUGGAUCGGUCGCUGCCUGUCUGAAUGGGAAGUGUCAGGUAUUCGGAUGUGAUGGCGUGUUGCAUUCUGGGAAGACGGUGGACGUGUGUGGGGUGUGUGGAGGAAACGGUUCCACGUGUCAUCUCACGUCUCAGUCGUACGGCGGCGGCGAGGCCAGAGAAUAUGUCACUUUCUUAACCCUUCCGCUGAAUGCCACGCGGGUCCAUGUCGUAAACAAGAGACCCCUGUUCACACAUCUUGCGGUGCUGAUGGAUGACCAGUAUGUGGUGGCUGGGAGUGGCAGUGUGGCUUCCAACACCACCCAUCCGUCCGUUCUGGAGGACGGCCCCCUGGUGUACCGCCUUUACCUCACCCCCGACCACCUCCCCCACACGGAGGAGCUGCUGCUGCCCGGGCCCGUCGGAGAGAAGACCCUUAUACAGGUCUAUAGAAAAUAUGGGAAAGAGUAUGGGGAGCAGACCAGUCCUCUGAUCUCAUACCAGUACCACACACCAGUGAGCGGUCCUGUGGAAACCAGUCCCCGUGGCAGGUGGUCGACGGUCCAGUCCCCCUGCUCGGUCACCUGUGGGACAGGCAUCCAGAGUAUUGCCCCCGUGUGUGUUGACAUGGUAACUCUGAAGCGUUUGGAGGAGAGUUUAUGUGGCUCUGGCCCCAACACAACCACAGAGCAAAAGCAAUGCCACCAACCUGACUGCCCUCCCAGAUGGGAGGUGGGAGAGUUUGGACUCUGUAGUGCCCCCUGUGGCGGAGGACAGCGGGUGCGUCCUGUCAGGUGUACACAGAUCAAGGGCACGGCGACAGUAGAAGUACCAUUCUCAGAGUGUCCAGACGAUUCCAAACCUGCUGUAGUGUCAAUCUGUAAUCUGCAGCCCUGCCCCGCUAGAUGGCGUGUGUCAGAGCCUGGGGAGUGUUCGGCUGUGUGCGGCCCAGGGGAAGCCAGGCGUUCUGUGGUGUGUGUACGUUCUCAUCGCGGUGUUGAGGUUGAGACAGAACAAAGCCUGUGCUCAGAGCCCAGGCCUCCUGAGAACAUCCCCUGUGUGGUGGAUGUCUGUCCUAUUGGCUGGGAAACACAGCCUCAGAAAACGCACAAGAAGCCAACUGAUGUGAUGACACAUUCCAGAAAGCUUCCAGUGUAUGUCUGGAGCCCGGUGAUUGGUCAGUGCUCGAAGACCUGUGGCAAUGGCUCGAUGCAGAUCCAUUUCUCUUGUGUGGAUCAUGAGUCCAGGCUGGAGGUUCCACAGUCUGAGUGUGAUCCGUCCAGUAAACCAGAGUCUUAUACAGAGUCCUGUAAUCCAUCUCCAUGCCCUGCCACGUGGCGUUUCAUACAAGGUGUGUGCAGCGUGCCCUGCGGUGGAGGGAUGGCUCGACGGGUGCUAUACUGCUCUCAGCAGAUAGGGGGCAGUAACUUUGAGAUGGUAGUGAAGGAUUCUGCGUGCCAGUCAGUUCCUAGACCACCUGUGGUGAUAGACUGCAACACAAAGCCAUGCCCUGCCAGGUGGCUCGUGAAGGGGCGUGGUCCGUGCUCGGUAACCUGUGGGCUCGGGGCAGCCCACAGACUAAUCUCCUGCGUUCAGUUCGAGAGGGGGAAGGAGAGAGAGGUAGAGGAGGAUAAGUGUGAGUUGAGCAGGAGGCCGCCUGUCACCGUGCCCUGCCUGGAGCAGGUCUGCUCCUUCACGUGGGAGAUGGAGCAGUGGAACCAGUGUUCAGUGACCUGCGGUUAUGGAAUCCAGUCCCGGGCUGUGUUCUGUAAAAACCCAACUCGCUCUGAGCCAGUCAGUCCUUUGCUGUGUCUACACGUACCCAAACCUAUCACCGUUCGAGCUUGCCACGGUGGGGACUGCCCCUCUCCACCAACCAAAACCUGGCCUUUCACAAACGCGUCUCUGGGGUAUGUGGAUAAAGAGAGACAGCUGACAGGCACAAGCCAGAGUCCUGAACCGCAGGGCGGAGUGAAAUCCGAGAAACCGCUCGGUACGGAACCGCCGACUACGCCGACCCCAAGGCAAACUGCCACGCCCCGAUAUCACUCGGCUCUGCCGCCCACUGUUCCACAGAUGACCAGCGCAAUGGUUGUGUCGACAACACCUCCACAGACCAACAUCUGUGGAAAACUCCUCCUUCAGGACUCAGGAACCAUAGACCUGAGGAACGUCAAACAGCAGAGGUGCAUCUUCGGUAUUGGUCGACCAGUAGGUGAAGCGAUCCGCAUCCAAGUAGACACCAGCACUCUCGACUGCAGCCGCAAGGAGAGCAUCGCCUUCUACGACAGAUUAAUCUUAGUGAGGUUUUGUGACAGAGUGGAAGGCAGAAUGGUGACCUCGCGGUCUAACGUCCUGCUCAUACGCCAGAGUCGUAUUACCGCCGGAAAAGGAGUGGUUCUGUCUUACCACAGCGUGAAGAAAACCAAGAGGACCCACCAUGAAGGUUGUGACAUUCAGAAAUUCGGCCCUACUGGAAUCAUCGAGAACCCAACCAAGAGCUCGUCCCAGGGGCCCCAGACCUGCAGAGUCUUUAUUGACGCGCCCCCAUCCAUGAAGAUAAGGAUCCGAGCCCUCUCUGUUUUCAACGGCACUGAAGCCCCAUCCACUUAUGUACUAAUUCGGGACGUUGAUGCAUUGAGGUCCACCAUCUUCAAGGGGAACCAGCUGUUCCUCUGGAGUUCGUCUGGGAGCAGGGCGGAAGUGGAGUUUCAUGGGAAAUAUCAACAAAUCAAGGGAACAUUCCGGGCGGAGUAUUCCUUUGUUUAAACAUAAGACAACAACAUCACAAGAUGUUGUAUCUGGGACAUCGAUGAAGUGUCGGAUUCAUAUGGAUUGGACUAAAAUAUGGAUUACGUUUAGUAUGUCUGAAGAACUGCAACCAAAGCUAAUUCCAAUUUGAAGUUUGAUAGUUUAUUACUUCUACACCAGUAUGUGAAUUUUUUUUGUUUUCCAUUACGCUAACCUAACGGUUUGUGUCUUCCUGUUCAGUGUACCAGUAUUUGCUAAUAAUGUAUUUAUCGUGAGGAAUAUAUAAGUAUAUAUCAACAAUGUAUUUCAAUGGGAGUCCUUCAGAUAAUGGGCAAGGCACAGGUUGUCAGACAGAGAAUACAGAAAUCUUAUAGAAAUGUUCAUUUGUUUUACAUAAAAUUCUCAAACAAAAUGUAACCAACAUAAAACAUUAUUAGACAAAAUAGUAAAAUAGUAACAAUCAACAAAUAAUGACAAAAUAAAGA